ACAAAUAUAUAUGGGGAAUGCGUUAUGGGGAAUUGCUAUGGAAACCUAUAGAACGCUCUACAGUUGACUAAUGGAAAUUGAACUUUGCUGCGCGUACUUUGACGUUAAACGUCCAACUCAAAGGGUUAUUGAAACCAAUUUCUCGUCUAAUUAGCGACUAAUUUACGGAUAAUUAAUUAUCCGCCGCCGAUGUGCACCAGUGGUAACGAUAACAGUGUUAAAACAAGGAAUGACACGUCGAAGAAGAAAGUUGCGUCCGCGCAAAAUUUAUUUAUGAAACCAUUAUUGAGGUUGAAACAGCAAGAGCAUAUUCUUGAAAAAGGAUUAAUCAGUGCGAUUAAAAACAUGAAAAUAGACUCGAAUUUAUUGCAAGACAUCACGCACCAACAUGCAGAGUUAUCCUUAAGAAGACACAAUUAUUUAGACACGAUGUACAAAAACAUGGAAAAUAUUAUCUCCGACUUGGAUUCUGUAAAAAAUAUCGUUAAAAAUCCGGAAGAAAUUAAGAAAUUAGACGUAAACGUGUACAAAUCAAAAUUGAUCAAACUUUCGCAAAAUAUGCAGGAUUUCAAGAAAUCUUAUCCGAUUGAAAGUUUGAAAGAGGAAGGGGAUGCUUUAAACGUUGAAUUUCAAGAGUGUAACUUCAAUUUCGACAAGUACGAGAAAAAUGCAACAACACGUGGUCCAUUAUCGUGUAAAACUAAAACGGAAAAUAAAAAGAAGGAAAAAAUCGAAUUUAAAGACGUGAAUGAUUUUCAUAGCCUCGUUGCGAUAACGGGUCACACGGAAAAUUGGACGUUGGACGAUCACUUGUUCUUCUUAAAAACGAGGAAGAAGUGCAAAAGCAUCCCGACUCUGGUUACGACGAUUCGAAAAAAGUGUCCAGAUUUAACGGCCGAGACAAUAGUGAAUCACGAGGCGUGGUACAAACAUUACGAAGAUUUGCGGGAAAGGCAAAGGAUGGCGGUGAAGGAAUGGCGGCAGCGAAAAGAAUCGGAGAGGAAAAUAAAAAAUAUCGAUGAAAUUGGGAGAGAAACGGAGCGUUGCCGCGAAAAGGAGGAUCUCCAAGACGAAAUUGUCGAGGAGAAAGCGAUAAAAGUUUUUAAAAACGCGAAGUCAACUCGUUCGGAAACUAACAGCAGUGCGAGUUCGAAUAAUAAUAAUAAUAAUAAUAAUAAUGAUGAGAAGAAAGAAUUGAUCAAAAGGUGGAAAAUCGAGAAGGAAAAUAAACGUUUCGUGGACGAGGAACAGAUGAGACUGCGAAUGAAGUUGAAGAGAGAAAGGGAGGAAGAUAGAAGGAAGAAACGUCGGGAAAAGAUUCAGGAAUCUUUGGAAGAGUACAAAAAGAAAAAGUCGAUGGAAAAUAGUUUGAAAGAAAUGAACAAAGUUCAGAGAGAGAGGUGUAAAUAUAACACAACUUUGAUUAAAGCGUUUAGGGAGCAGGAUAAAGAAUAUACGGAGAAGAGGAAAAAUUUAAUUCUACGUUCAAAGAAACCGAAGAAAAGCGAGUUGGUGGACGUGAAGAGGGUGGAACUCGUUGAAACGCGAAAUUAUUCGACGUUGUUGAGUAGCACGAAGGUUUGGAGGGAGAAGUGUAAAACAAUGGACGACGAUUCGACGAGGUUGAAUAAUACGAACGAAUUUCGAUACAUCAAGGAUAUCCCAAGAAUGUGUAUCCGAUGGAGGAACGAAGAAUCGGAGGAUCUAAAUGUCUAAUAAGAAAUAUAUACCCGAUUAAAAAAUGUAAAAGACAUUAGUAUAAAUGAUCGUACGUAUUAUCGUAUUAUUAUGCCUAAUUUUAUUGUACUCGUAAAAGUUUUAUCAUUUCUUUUUUUUUUUUUUUAUGGGUAACACGCUAACGCGACUCAAAGUUACGUAUAAAUAUACAAUUUUCUUUUUUUUCACACGUGAACUUUACACAAACUUUUUCUUUAAUUUUAAUUUCUUUCUUCUUUUUUUUUCUCUCUCUAAAACGAUAUUCCAAAACAAUAAUCAUGCAAUUGAUCGAACGCAACUUAAGAAUUACCUAUAAUUCCCUGUUUAAUCAAAAAUACAAUCAAUUAUUAUUUUUUUUCUUCUUUUCUUUUCUUUUUCCUUUUUUUUUUUCCUCUCCUUCAAUUAAUCAAUGCUGCUUACACAGGUAUACAGUAAGGUGUUCGAAGAAAAUCGAAGGGGAAAAUUAUUAUUAUUAUUAUUAUUACGGCUAAAAAAUAUACGAUAUGUUUCACUCCUCCGACGCCCUAAUUUAUUAUUCAUAGCUUCAAUAAAUUAAUUUAAUCGAACAGAGCAUACUCUUGGAGCAGCAAAUAUUUAACACAAUUACUGCAUAAUAAUUUAUAUAUUAUAAUCAAUUAUAUAUUUGAAUUAUUAUAUUAUUUAUUUACAGUAAUUGUACUUACACUUCCUGUUCGAAUCAUCCCCAAAAAUCUUCGGAAAUCACUCUUCACUCAGAGGGCGAACGAAAUCUCGGUCUGUUUUUUGUACUUCGUUUCCGAAUUGGUAUACUAAAAAGUAUUCUCCUAUAAUAAUAUAGUAACAGUCUUUCGUGAGAAAGUAUCCACCAAAACGCGACUUUUCAACCAAAUUUGACGGAGCGAAACUAUGAGAGAUCGUGUCUCGUGAUCGAUCCGUUUUUCUUUUUUUUUUUUUUUUUUUUAAUUUAUUCUUUGAGAUUGUUACCUUUUUUUUUUUUUCUUAUCCAUCGUAUUCCGUUAUUUACAAUGUUCGCUAAAAUCUUCGAAUUACAAAUAACUCGUGCUACUUGCUCGUCUAUUGCCACGGAGGAACGUUCGUACGUUCGAAACUCGCCAUAAUACUGGCUAUACAAAUUGGCUGUACAAAUCUGAUCUGCUGUGAAAAUUAUACAAGAUUAUUGGAUUCAUUUUGAAAACGCGACCUCAGCACAACACGACGCAAACUUUAUCAAAAACUUUUUGAAAAAUUUUAUACAACAGAUCUCUUUUUAUUUUUUUCUUUAAUUUUGAAAUGUAAUUUUUAUUCAAUUAUUAAAAAAAAAAAAAAAGAAAAAAAAAGUCAAUUGAAAAGUAGACGCCAUAUUGAACGAGUGCGCUCGUCAAAAUGAUGAAAGGGCAAGUGGAAAUGAACGAAACCGAUUGAUAUAUACUUAUGUUUAUUUUUUCUUUUACGAACGUAUCGGUUUUCUUCAGACGAUGUACAUAAUAAGUUAUGAGUAAAAGAGUGUUGGUUUUAUCCAAGACCGUUCACUUUAUUCGCCUGUUCAAAGUGGACUAUUAAUAAUUAAUUCCCCCCCCCUCCUAAAUCCCACGUUACCUGAGCGUGAAUGUGUGUGUGUGUGUGUGUGUUGUGUGUGUGUUAUGUGUCGUGUGUGUGUAUGCAUAUAUCGAAUGCAAAUAAACGGGCACAAAAGAUCAGAGAGAAAAAGAACGAAGAGAGGAAAAAAAAAUUAAAGAGAUACGUACAAGGGACGAAAAUUAUGACUCAAAGUCCAGCCAUGGAUAAUACCAAUUCUCAACGAUUUUACUCAAAUAUAUAAUAUACUUUCUAUCAACCUUUUGUUCGUUAAUUCGAUAUUCUUUUUUGUAGAUUUUUUUUAUUUUCCUUCUUUCCUUUUCGUCUUUCGUUUAGAUUACCAAAUACAAAAACAUAGGUGAUACAAUAUAUAUAUUUAUAUAUAUAUGUAUUUAUAUAUAUAUAUAUAAUAUGUAUAAUGUUAUAAUACAAAUGUGCCUCGUACUGUGCUGAGUACGAUAGAUCGAUCAGAAUCGACGAGUGUCUCUAUAAUUCAUUUUUAUUUUUCUUUUUUUUUUUUCUUUUCUUUUCUUUUUUUUUUUUUUUUUUUUUCCUUUUUAGUCCACCUAUUUAUCUUUACCUCCUACGUCCACAACUUCCGCUUCCUCUCUAUCUUUCUCGCGAAACUUUACAAUUCACAAUCAUCCUAUUUUCACAUUCACAUCCUCGCUGGCAUACCGAUACGUCAGUUAAACGCCACACCACAUUAGCAAUAUUAAAUAACUUCAUCGAUUUCCUUUCCCUUCGAGCUGUAUGUAUGUAUGUAUGUAUAUAUACACAUAUAUAUAUAUCAAUCUAUAUAUGUAUAUAUGCACAAAGAAAUAUAUAACCGUUUAGAAUUCUUCUUCUCUCUUUAAUAAUGCAUAUCAUUUCUCUAGAAGUUUAUUACAACGAACAAUAAAAUGUUUAAUGAAACGUUUCCAUCUUCCAACGACUCGUUCCAACUCGUAUCAUCAUUCACCCCCGUCAUCUUGUUCCACUUUGCUCGCACACGUAUACACUCGCACGCAUACAUAUACACUUGUUCUUAUUCAUCCUUUCGUUCUCGUAUUAUUCCUCCUCUCGAAAACAAGGACUGCCAGACGAUUCGACACCGUUUUUCCUCCACACUGUUCGCCAUUUUCCUCUUCGUAACUCAACUCCCCCCCCUCCCUUUUUUUUUUUUUAAUAAUAAAUAUGUACACACCUUGAACAUUUUUGUACAAGUUUAAAGAUCUUCUCAUUCAGCCUUUUACUAUUUAUUAGUUUAUUCCUCCCUUCUCCUUCUAAACAAAUAUUUAUCAUUUGAUAACCUCAACCACGCGAUAUCUCAUCUCUCCCUCUUCUUCUAUCCUAUUUACUUUCUUUUCUUUCUCUUGCGUAACUCUGUGUAGGCGCAACAGGUGUGUAUUCGAUCCUUUUCUUUUCCUUUUCCUCGCGUCGAACGAUCAAACAGUCAGGAUCGAUCGAUAAUUCCAUUUGCAACGAACGACUCUUGCCCUAGCGAUCGAAAAAUGUGCGUGUCCCUUUUCUAUCUCGAAGCGUCGGAAAACAGCGUCGUUUUACGGCGUACGCGAUUUCACGGACUUCGACACUCGUCACGGAUAGUCUACCACGAGUUUCUCUAAUUUCUAGCAUUGCACACGGUUCGGGGACGGUAAUGAAUCGGACUCGGGAUCCUCUAGAUCGAGAUCAAUCCUCGUCAGAUGAAGAAUCGCGUCGUUCAAAGAAGGCUCCAAGACAAAAGGGAACGCGAUCGAUAAAAGCGAUUCGUAUAAUUUUCUAGAAUCAAUAUGAUAUCGAUGUCGGAAAUUUUUUUUUUCCUUUUCUUUUUUUUUUCUUUUUUUUCUUUUUUUACAAAAUUUUUAAUCGAAUCGAUUUUUCGGGGAGUUUCUAAGGAUUCGCGACGAUUUUCGAGAACGUUUUUCACUAAUCUAGAAGCAAGAAAUGUACACGGAUCAAAUCAACCUUUUUCUUUCUGUACGAUUAUAUAAAUUGAUAAUCAAAUGAAAUCGUGUUAUUUUUCGAUAAACUAAAUAUAAAUUGUAUUGGAUAUUAAACGGAAAGAAAAUAUAAUUUAUCAUCGAAACUUAUUAUCCACGUAUAUUUCUUGCGAGAUGAGAGUCUUAAUAACUAAUCGAAUGAAUUCUUCAUACUUCUUUUGCUGCCAGAUUUAUUGAUGAGAUAUAGAUGAAUGUACAUCUGGACCCCAAUAGAGUGCUACUUUAAAUCGAGAUUAAAACGAAAGAAGCGUUUAUCAUCCUAGAUCAUUUUGUUUGCGUUCGUUUCUCGUCGACGGUUUCACGGCCUAACCUCCGAUAGAUCCGUUCAACAGCCAGCGAUUUUUUUUUUUUUUUCCUUUUGUAAUCAUUUUUAUUUUCUUCCCAUAAGAAAUAAACGACCAACUGUAAAUGCAAUAAUGAUUGACGAUGAUCGUAAAAUGGUAACGUUCUCGCAGGACGAAAAAGAUGAUUCACGUUUAAAGUAAAAACCUUAUAUCUUUCCAUCCAUGUUUGUCGCAGUCUUUCGAUCACCAGCCAAGGCUUUCGGUUCACGCAGUCAUUCUUCGAUCAAUUCACUCGUUUCCUCCGUGUUUCAACUAACCUCGACGGGACAACAAACGUAUCAAGCUAACGUUCUCUAAAGAAUAUGGACGAUGAUAUCGCAUGGUUUCGCUUUCACUGAAACAUCAUAUGUAAUGUGGUCUAUACCGUUAAAUAGCUCAUUUCCAUUUUAACCGUACGUGUGUAUGAUAAAUGUUGUAUUCGACUAUCCAGGACAACGAGUAACCUCAAAUUACUUGUUCCGAUAGAAUGUUUAUCGAUGAUGACCGAUGGAUUUUCUAUAAACGUAUAAAAAAGACGAAUUAUAUCGCGACGAAAAGAGCGAUGCACGCAUCCCCGCUUCAAUAUUAAAGAUCACAGUUGUAUCUCGAUCGAUUUUUGAAUCUGGGACACGAUGGAAACGUUUACACGCGAAUUUCGCACUAACUAUUACGAUGCUCGGUCCUAGACAGUCAAAAUGGACACAUAGCGCCAUCACGAAGGAAACGAGUGAUUAAAGAACUGCAUGAUCCGUCGAAGAUCUCGCGUUACUCUCUCAACCACGAGUUUUUUUUUUUCACAGGUUUUUCCUUCUCGUCUGCCUCUCUUCCUUGAUCUCAUCCUAUCCUCUCACCCAUAAUUUCGUUCAUUCUCCAUCCGAAAAUCAGUAGAUCGCAUUUCUUUUCUUUCUGUUAUCCUUUCAAUUAUCCUUUUUCCUCGUAUUUUUUUUCUCUUUCUUUUCGUUCUGCACUGUUUUUUAUUUUGUUUUUUAUUUCAUUUAUUCCUAAGCUUGUAUAAAAACGAUAGUUCUUUUUUUUUUUUUUUUUUUAAUUACACCAAAAGACGAGUUGUGUGCAUAAAGCAAACUAUAUUGGGACAACAUGAAUUCUGAA
Apis mellifera (honey bee) is the source of this 6685-nucleotide messenger RNA. RefSeq names its product coiled-coil domain-containing protein 112. NCBI's taxonomy places the organism in Eukaryota, Metazoa, Arthropoda, Insecta, Hymenoptera, Apidae. The record is from RefSeq and is a predicted model, not a curated record. The coding region runs from base 190 to 1716 and encodes 508 amino acids. The transcript has 6 exons.